AUGCGCCCGCCGAUCCUCGACCCGCUGUUUGCCCCCGUCUCAACACUGCCCGGGAUCGGACCCAAGAUCGCCAAGCUGGUCUCGGGCCUGGUUGGUGGCCAGCCGGAGAGGGACGCGACGGUUUCGGAUCUUCUGUUCCACAUACCGCACAAUCUUAUUGACCGGCGGCACCAGCCGGGAAUUGCCUACUCAGAAAGCGGUGACAUCGUCACCCUUGAUGUCACGAUCGGCCGGCAUCAGGCACCACCCAGAAACUCCAAGGCGCCCUACAAGAUCCCGGCCCAUGACGAGACCGGCGAGAUCAGUUUCGUAUUCUUUCAUCCACGCAGGGACUGGCUGGAAAAGACAUUCCCCGAAGGUGAGCGGCGUAUAGUGUCGGGCAAGGUCGAAUGGUUCAACGACCGCCCGCAAAUGGUACACCCGGAUUAUUCGCUCAAGCCGGAAGAGGCCGCCGAAAUGCCCUCGAUCGAGCCCGUCUAUCCCUUGACGGCCGGCCUUGCAUCCAAAACGCUUCAGAAAGCCAUGCGCGCCGCUCUGGAACGUGUUCCGAAUCUUCCUGAAUGGCUCAACGAUGCGCAUCUGCGUCAGACUGGUUGGCCGGACUUUCGCGAUGCCUUGCAGACGUUGCACAUGCCGAAAGAACGCCAGGACAUGGAACCGCAAUCAAUCUACAUGCAACGGCUGGCCUAUGACGAGCUGCUCGCCAGUCAGCUCGCGCUAGCGAUGGUCAGGGCCAAUAUGCGCCUGCUCGGCGGUAUCGCCCGAAAACCGGACGGCGCCUUGCAGCAGAGCGUCAUCGAUGCCCUUCCCUUUCAUCUGACGGACAGCCAGUCAAAUGCCAUCAGGGAAAUCAACGAGGACCUCGCAGAACCUACCCGGAUGCUAAGGCUCCUCCAGGGCGAUGUCGGUUCCGGAAAGACUGUUGUCGCCCUUGCAGCGUUGGCCCAGGUGAUCGAAACAGGUGCUCAGGGCGGCCUGAUGGCACCGACCGAAAUCCUUGCGCGCCAACACUACGCCUCGAUGUCGCCGCUGUGCGAGAAGGCCGGCAUCCGUCUCGCGCUGAUGACCGGCAAGGACAGCCAGAAGCAACGACGCCUGCUCCAGGAAAGACUGGAUGCAGGGGAAGUCGAUCUCGUGGUCGGAACCCAUGCGCUUUUUCAGGGCUCUGUAUCGUUCAAGAACCUUGGCAUGGUCGCUGUUGACGAACAGCACCGUUUUGGCGUCCACCAGCGGCUGGCCCUCUCGGGCAAGGGCCAGGGGGUCGAUGUCCUGGUGAUGACCGCAACUCCCAUUCCGCGCACGCUCGUCCUGACCUGUUUCGGCGACAUGGAUGUUUCCCGCCUCACCGAAAAGCCUGCCGGACGAAAACCGAUCAGGACCGUCUCCGUGUCGCUCGACCGUCUGGACGAGAUCAUCGCGCGCGUGGGCGCGGCUAUCUCCGAGGGACAAAAAGUCUACUGGGUGUGCCCGCUUGUCGAGGAAUCGGAAAAGAUCGACCUCGCAGCCGUUGAAGACCGACACCGCGUUCUGGAGCACGCGCUAAGACAACCCAUCUCUUUGGUGCAUGGCCGCAUGGGCGCGGACGAGAAGGACAGUGCAAUGUCCGCCUUCAAAAACGGAGAAACAAAGGUACUUGUUGCCACAACGGUGAUCGAGGUCGGGGUCGACGUUCCAGACGCGACCAUCAUUGUCAUCGAGCAUGCCGAGCGUUUCGGCCUUGCCCAGCUUCACCAGCUCCGCGGACGGGUCGGGCGCGGUGACAAGCCAUCAUCCUGUGUCCUGCUCUACAAGGGUCCAUUGGGCGAAACUGCUGGUGCACGCCUCAACAUCAUGCGCGAAACCAAUGACGGCUUCCUGAUUGCCGAAGAGGAUCUCAAGCUGCGAGGAGGAGGUGAAAUCCUUGGUACCCGCCAGUCAGGCACACCCGGUUUCCGCAUCGCGCGGGCGGACGAGCACGCCGAUCUUAUGGAAGUCGCCCGCGACGACUCGAGGCUCAUCCUGGAAAUGGAUCCGGAGUUGAAGUCCGAGCGCGGCGCGGCACUUCGAUGCCUGCUUUACCUUUUCGGCAGGGAUGCCGCGAUCAGGUUGUUGAGAGCGGGUUGA
Messenger RNA from Effrenium voratum, 2103 nucleotides. Lineage: Eukaryota; Dinophyceae; Suessiales; Symbiodiniaceae. The record is from the annotation of a GenBank genome assembly.